Molecule: messenger RNA, 6929 nt
Organism: Drosophila gunungcola (fruit fly)
Lineage: Eukaryota; Metazoa; Arthropoda; Insecta; Diptera; Drosophilidae
Gene: mtgo
Product: fibronectin type-III domain-containing protein 3A
Molecular function (GO): protein binding
Source: RefSeq, a predicted model, not a curated record
CGAGUCGUGCGCCGAUUCGUAUCGGCGGCUGCUGGCAGUCCGAUAUUAACUCUCAAACUGUACGGUUUGGCAGCGCAGCUGAAAAGCGGAAAACUGAAGAGGAUAAGCGGCGAAGAGGGGAUCGAGGAAGGGCAGCGCGUUGUGUGUUUUUAUCCUCUUUCUGCAAUAAACAAUUGUUGUCCUACAAGUUUAAACAAUUAAAAUCUGUGGGCUAAAGUGCAAUACAAAAAUCGAACACUGAAGCAUUCCAAUUAAACUUACAAUCAAAGUGCAAUACAAAUAAAUCCAGCUAAAAAUCAACGGGAAUUUUUACAGCAGCUGUAUUCAUAAAUAGAUUUGAGCAAGCAAAACCAAGCUAAACCAAUAAAAACGAAUCAAAUUAACAUUUUUACCAGCAAACCAUUAUAUACAGAUAAUAUAUACGAAUAAACUUAAUAAGCAUUUAAUAAAACAAUAACAAUUUUGUGCAAUUUAAAUAAUAAUAAUCGUAUACAAAAAUUAAAAACCUUUAAAAGGUUCAAAGAUUUUUGCUAAACACUUUUGCGCUAUAUCAAAUAAAUAUAAAACCAAACACUUUAUAAACUACACAUAGCUAAAUUGUUAUAAAAUAAAAUUUAUAAAAUUACAAACAAAAUACUAAACGGUUUUUAAAAAUUUAUUAAGCUGAUGAACAAAUAUUAAAUCAACUUUAAAUGCAUUUUGCUGAAACGGAUUAAGUUUAAAGCACUAGCUGCAGAUUUUUCAUCAUUAUAGUCAAAGAAACGCGUAAUAAUAAAAUUGAAAAAUGCUGAAAGUUGCCUAAGCAAAACUUGGCAGACAGCAGAGUUUGAAAACGGAAUACCAUGGUGCGACUGAAUGUUGCAGAGCAACACAGCAGCAGCAGCAACAACAACAACGGCAACAUAAGCAACAGCAGCAUAAGCAACACCAACGGAACAAUAACUAACAACAAUAAUGCGGGUGGCAGUUGCUCGUCGACAACCUCUUCAACGACCAGUUUGAAUAGCAAUCCGGCAUCGCCCGCCUGCACCAUGGUGAUGUUGCCGGCACCGCAGCAGCACUUGGUGGUGCAGCAGCAGCAGCAGCAGCAGCAACAGCAACAGCCACUGCAGCAGCAGCAGCAACAGCAGCAGCAGCAGCAGCAUGUGCAGCAGCAACAUGCCCAUGCCCCGCAGCAACAGCAGCAACACUCGCCCUCGGAUGGCGGUUCAUCGAAUUGCUCGCUGCCCGCGUCUCCACCCCUGUUGCAACAGACCGCUACGCCGCCGCAGGGCGCCCAGAUUGUGCCGCCCGUCUGCGCCCUGCACCACCCACAGCAGCAGCUGGCCCUGAUGGCGGCCAUGCAGCACCACCACCACCUGCCGCCGCCGCACGCUCUGCACCAUGCCCCUCUGCCGCCGCCACUGCCCCCGAAUCUACCGCCACCCCACGAGAACGGUCAUGGGACAGGGGGUGGUGGUGUCUCGCCCAAUGGAGGCGGGGGCGGUGGCUCCUCCGCCAGCAGCGUGAGCAGCCUUUCCAGCGGCAGCGGUGGUUCGGGGGGUCAGGGCAACAACAACGGCCUGAGCAACGGAACGAAUGGCAUCGCCCCAUUGCCACCAGGCCAGCUGUACAUCCAGUAUCCUGGCGAAUUUUAUCCUCCGGAAUACUACAUUGCACCGCAUCCGCACGAAGGCAUCUGUCCGCAGCAUCCGCACCACCCACAUCCGCACCACCACCAGCCCAUGUGCGCCAUGUCCACGGAAUACGGUAAGCAACAAUCAACGAUGAUAACGUAUACGCACGGUUUCAACCUGAAGUGUCCCGCCGUUCAGAUGGUGUCCCAGAACCGACCACCGCCCCCGAUGCCGGUGCCCGUCCAGGUGCCGCAGUACGUCAACGAGAACGGAACGCUGACCCACGUGAUGCUCUCGCCGCAGCAGUACCAGCAACUGCAUCCCGGCCAGGGACAUCUCCAUCCAGCGCCCUUCAUAAGCGCAAAUGGCACUUCGCAUUUCUACACCCCAGUGGCGGGCUAUCCUGGCCCAGGACCUGCUGGCAAUGGGCCACCACACUAUCACUUGCCGGCACCACCGCCGCCGCAACAGCAGCAGCCGCAGCAACAACAACCACAGCAGCAGGCGCCCCAAGGAGCACCCCCUCCACAACAACAACAACAACAGCAGCAGCAGCAGCAGGUGGCACCAACUUUGGUCCAAGGAGCACCAAAUGCAAGUGGAGGAGGUCAGGCAGCAGCCCAGCAAACAGCACCACCCACUGGAGCAGCCAGCCACUCGCACGCCCACUCGCACACCCACUCACACGCCCACUCGCACACACACCCCCAGCCACACCCACAUUCCCCGUCGCCGCCCAACUACCGCGAUGAGCGGAGCCAGCGGCAGCACAACAAGCUGCUCAGGAAGCUGGAGAAGCAGCGGGAGUCCAAUCCUCCGCAUUCGCCAUCUCCGCGCCGUGCCAACGAACUGAAUGGUCACAAUAAUAGCAACAUUCCUCUGGGCGUGCCCCUGCCCGCCCACCUCAGCAGCCACCUGCACAUGGCCAACCAUCAGGGACGUCGCCUGCCGCAGCAGCAACAGCAGCAGCACCAGGUGCAGACCCACCAGGUACCGCAGCAGGCACAGCCGAGGAACGGCAACCCGCAGCGAAUGGGCAGCAGUGUGGGCGGGGCCAGUUCCGUGGGAACCUCCGAGGACGGCGAGGAUAACUCCAGCCUGGCCGGCGAGGAUGAGGAGGACUACCAGGCCUCCAUCGUGGAGCAAAUCUCAGCCAUUGAGAAGCCCGAGGUGAUAGAUGUGACCUCGCGGGCGGCCAAGAUCAUCUGGGAGAGUCCGGCCAUAGCGGAUGCCUUGACGGUGGACAUGCGACAGCUGCGCUACCAAGUGCUCCUCUGUGAUUCCGGGAAGCAGUGCAAGUACAAGAGUCUGUACCGCGGCGAGGCCUACGAGUGCAUUGUGCAGGAUCUGCAGCCUGGCCAGGACUACCUGGUUCGCUUGCAGGUGCACUACCAGAAACUGGAGGGCACGGUCAGUGAUCCCACGGAGUUUCGCACCCCAGCCUGUGAGCCCGACCAACCGCCGCCCCCAAAAUUGGUUUCCCGCACCAAGAGCUCCAUUAAUCUGCGAUGGGCUGCUCCGGCAGCGAACGGAGCCAGCAUCCAGCACUAUCUGCUGGAGUACGAUGAGGGCAGGAUGGCGGGCGGACAGCCGCAAAAGUUCGUGGAGCUGGCCAAGAUCAAGGCCAAGCACUAUGUCAUUGGCAAGCUGCAACCCACUACAGUGUACAGUUUCCGCUUGGCGGCGGUCAACGAGGCGGGUCAGAGUCCCUAUUCCCCGGUGGCCAGCUACAGCACUGCCGGCAAUCCGCCGCCAGUGCCCAGACCUCCGCAGCUGCUGGCCAGCAGCUCCAACACCCUGAAACUGGGCUGGGAGCGGCGGGCACAGGACGGAGACUUUCUGCUCCAAAUGCAGGAUGCGGAGUCGGGCCACGGCUACCUGAACACCUACAAGGGCACGGAGCUGCAAACGGAGUGCCUGCAGUUGCGGCGGGCCAGCAGCUAUCAGUUCCGUCUGAGGUCCGAGAACGAGGCGGGCUUUUCGCCCUGGUCGCCGGAGGUCAGCUACCGCACCCUGGCCGAACGUCCUGGCCGACCUGGCAAACCGCAUGCCAAGGGCAAGAUCCAUGGCACCCACUUCAAGGCCCGCUGGGAUGCACCCGGCGAUGCCGGCGGCGCCGAGAUCCUUCGCUAUCAUCUGGAGCUGAGUGCCGCGGGUCCGGCCUUCGAGAGGAUCUACAGUGGCGGCGAGACGGAGGCCAUGUGCGAGCGUCUCCAGCCGGGCACCACCUACGCCCUGCGGGCCUUUUGCGAAGGUCCUGCGGGUCAGAGCCCGUAUUCCGACAUCGGACACGUUACCACGGAGGCGGUGGCGCCGUCGGCCCCGCCCCCACCGCACUGCAGUGAUCCGCCCUCGCCCUACGCCGCCCUCCUGAAGCUCCAGCAUCCGGAGUACAAUGGCGGAGCACCCAUCCUGGAGUUCGAGGCGCAGAUGCGACGGUUGGAGCAGGUGCAGCCACCGCAGUUGGUGUACCGCGGCAAGCAAGCCUACUUUGUGGCGCAGGACCUGACACCGGGUGGCAUGUACGAGGCCCAGGUGCGGGCCAUCAACCGCAUUGGUGCCGGCAACUGGUCCCAGUGGAUGAGAUUCACGGCGGCCGCCGCUGCGCCCGGUGUGCCCGAAGAGCUGCGCGUGCUGGUGAAGUCGGCCACCCAUCUGGGGGUCAGUUGGCAGCCGCCGCUGCAGGAGAACGGUGCGCCCGUGACCAGUUACACCCUGAAGAGUGCCAGCCAGGAGAGGACGCUGGACGAGGAGACUGUGCAGGAGCAAGGAGCCAACAAGGAGCCGCCCAGCUCCGAGUUCCACAACUGCUAUCAGGGAGCGCAGACCUGCGCCGAGCUGAGAAACCUCUCGCCCUACACACGCUACCAUUUCCGCAUCCAGGCGAGCAACUCGGCCGGCACGGGAACCUCCUCCGACGUGAUAAGUGUGUGCACACCGGCCGCAGUGCCCGGGGCUCCGCAAAUGCAGGGCUACGAGUUCACCGCCCAGGAGGUGACCCUCAACUGGACGCAGCCGGCGGCCCACGGCUCGCCCAUCUGCUCCUACAACAUUGAGUACGGGGAGCGGACCAUCGCCACGCCGGAUGCCUGUACACGGUAUACGGUCAGUGGCCUGCUGCCCGAAACCGGCUACAAGUUCCGUGUGCAAGCGGUUAACGCCAUCGGAGCCGGAGCCUUUAGUGCCUAUGCCAAGCUGACGACUCAGCCGGCUCCUCCGGCCCCACCGCGCCUCGAGUGCAGCGGCGCCGGUCACAACUACAUCAAGCUGAAGUGGGGCGAGAACGGAACGACCGGUGGCAAGCAGCCCGGCUCCAAUCCGGGCAACACCGGCAAUGGCGGCGGCGACUUCACCAAGUACUUUGUGGAGAUGUACGUGGCCCGGGCGAAGCAGUAGGCCGUCUACUCCGGCACCAAUUGCAUGUGCAAGGUGCACAAGCUGCAGGAACGCAGCAGCUACACCUUCCGUAUAUAUGCCCACACGGACAGGGCCGGCGAUGGCGAUUACUCGGAGGAUUUCGUUUUCGAGACCUCGGCCACCCUGCCGGCGAACAUAAAGCCACCGCGAGUGGUCCAAGAGGGCAGUGUUUGCCUAAUGGAGCUGCCUGGCCAACUGGGCAUGCAGCUCACCCUGGAGUGGCAGCACUCGAAGAACUCCUUCCAGGACCGCGUGGAGUACGAGCUGCAGUAUGCGGUCUUGGGCGCCGCCGACUUGGAGGGUGAAUCGCUGUCGCCGAAGGGUCGCAGCAGCAGUUCCAGCGGAAGCUCCAGCGGGGCUCCGGUUAAUUUGGCCAACCAGGACUACAGGCAGUUGUAUCGCGGCCCCGAGACCAAGUUCACCAUUGACAAUCUGGCCGCCGGCACUUGCUAUCAGUUCCGCGUGUGUCCCGUGCGGAUAGCGGCGGGCGGAGAGCUGCUGUACGGUCAGCCGUCGAGUCCGUUGCGCUACCAGGUGCCCAGUGAGCUGGACCCCAGCUCGGCGACCUGCCACCACCACCUGCACGGCUCCACGGCACCACCGGCGGCGGCGGCGGCAGUGGCCACCAGCCAGAGGAGCAGCCGCAAACUGUCGGCCGGCAAUGGCUCGACCAAUGGCCUGCACAUGAGAUCGGUGAGUGCGUCGGCCAUCAGUGGAGCGAGCGGCGUGGGAGCGGACCCAGUGGCAAUCGGACGACUGCAGCAGGAGCUGUCCGGCUUCAAUGCGUGCGCAGAUCCCCUGCAUCACCACCAUCAUCAUCACCACCACCACCAUCAGCCGUGCGGCGGAGCCGGAGCCGGUGGAAUGGCCGGGGCCACGGACUCGCACCACCAGCAUCAGCACCACAUGCACCACUCGCAUCACAUGCACCAUGCCCACCAUCCGCACACCGGCAUGGGCGUCAGCUCCUCGAGUUCCAGCUCCUCAACGGCGGCGGCCAUCUCCUCCAGCUUGGCCCAGGCGGGCGGAUUAAGGCGGAUCGUCGGUAAGCUAACUUCACUGUACUCCAAUCGGCGGCGUCUGAGUGACCAACAAAAGGCCGUCUGCAUUGUGGUCUCCUUCCUAGUGGGCACCUUCCUGGUCGCCAUGCUCGUCAACAUGUUGAGGGGCUAAAUAAGUGGCGCCCAACGUGAGACCAUAGGAAUUUGUAGGCAAACGACAGGCGAAAAUGAAAAAAAAAAAAAAAAAAAAAACAAAAAUGAAACACUUUAUGUCUCAAAAAAGUGAUUUAAACCGUUAGUUGUAAUUAUGUAUUUUUUAUAUAUAUACCGUAACAGAAUCAAACAAAAUCAAAACUGUAUAUUGUCUAAUUUUAAACGAACGAAAAAAAAAACAGCAGAAAAGGAAAUCAAAAAUAGCGAAAAGAAAAAAGAAAGAGAUGAGAUGUAAUGUGAUGAGGUGAGAUGAGAUGAGAAGGCAAGCCCCCAAUAAUUGUAUUAAAUGUACACAAAACAAAACCACAACGUCAAACAUUCACACAGCUAAAUGUUAAUAAUGGUAUUUACUAAUAAUAUAUAUGUUGUCACAAAACGAAAGUCUAAUCUCCAUAUGUGCUAUAAACAAAUGAGCAGCCAGCAAACAAAUUGUAAGCCGUCAGCAGAACCGUAAGGCUCACCAGUACUUGUCAGACCUGUUCCGAAAUGCUUCUCAAGCUGUUACUUUGUGUGUGGCGCCCAUGCAUUUGCCCUCCCCGGCGGGUUUUUGUAAAAUUCGUGUAUAAUACGUGUAGAACUAGCAUGUGGGGGCCUGGCCCCGCCCGCAGCCCAAGUUUUUUUACAAGACCCAUUUUUGUAAAGUGUAUUCCAAAAAAAGAAACCAACAAAGAAACAAACAAAC